AUGGCCGCCCGCAAGCGCGCGUCCGUGCAGGCCAUCACGCCCGAGGAGCCGCCCACCGCGCCGCCUGCCGCCAAGCUCGAGGAUUCUGCGCGCGCGCCCGCGCGCGGCGGCGAGCCCUGCGGGCUCGACGCCACGCGCAGCCUGGAGUCCGCGCUGGCGGAGGCCAUAGCCGCCCUAGAGCGCGACGCGCCCCUGGACCGGCGCGCGCUCGCCGCGCUGCUGAACCGGUCGCUGACCGCGAUCUCGCACUGGUCGCUGCAGGCUCAGCUGUCGCAGCUCGAGAACCGCGCGGCCUGGGACUCGCGCCUCGCGGUCGAAAACAACCUCAUCAAGAAGGAAGUUGAGUUUUUUCGCAACCGGUGUCUCAACGAGCGGCGCUUGUCGGCGGCCGCGCCUGCGGCCGCCGAGAAGCGGGUCGCCAAAGCUCGCGCCAAGAAACCGGAACAGCCGUCGCUGCUACGGCUUGUGGAAAACAAUAAACCGCACCCACGCAUGCGUCGCAGCAGCGACAACCCGUCUGCCAACGAGUUUGUACGGGUUUUCCACCUCGAGAAACUGUAG
Lachancea fermentati is the source of this 561-nucleotide messenger RNA. NCBI's taxonomy places the organism in Eukaryota, Fungi, Ascomycota, Saccharomycetes, Saccharomycetales, Saccharomycetaceae. The record is from the annotation of a GenBank genome assembly.